Molecule: messenger RNA, 1307 nt
Organism: Podospora bellae-mahoneyi
Lineage: Eukaryota; Fungi; Ascomycota; Sordariomycetes; Sordariales; Podosporaceae
Gene: ISU1
Product: iron-binding protein
Exons: 4
Coding region: 380-934 (184 amino acids)
Biological process (GO): iron-sulfur cluster assembly; intracellular iron ion homeostasis
Cellular component (GO): mitochondrial matrix; cytoplasm
Molecular function (GO): ferrous iron binding; 2 iron, 2 sulfur cluster binding
Source: RefSeq, a predicted model, not a curated record
CGCGGGGGGGUGGGCCCUUCCCCACUCGACAGCUGCAGCCGACGUCGGAAUGACGCUUGGGGUUGCAUCAGGCAAUGGAAUUGGCGGUGUCUCACUAACAGAUUGUGACCAGGAUCCAACGCGAUAAGCCACCUAUCUGUUAAGCAAGCUUGGGCCACCCUCUUUUUCACUCUGCCGCGGGAGAAUCGCCCCUUCAUCAUGGACAAGUCCCGCAUUUCCAUCUUUCGCCCUCAAAUCAAUUUUCUUUGAAGCAGUUCAACCCUCGAUUUCUAUCAACGCAAAUAACACCUGAUAUUCCGUCCAUUCCAUAUCAAGUCUACGACGACUACUUCCUAUCACACCUCCCGAAUCAACCCCGGCACACAAUACAACAAACAUCAUGCUUUCCAGAACAGCCCGCGCCGUGGGUGGCCGUGUCCUCGCCCAGUCCCUGCGCCCGGUUGCCAUCCCCGUUGCCCGCCAGUUCGCCCCGAUUGUUUCGCGCCCUGCGACACGCCAGUACCACGAAAAGGUGAUUGACCACUACUCGCGUCCCCGAAAUGUCGGCACAUUAGACAAGAAGGACAAGUCCGUUGGUGAGGGCUUAGUUGGUGCGCCUGCAUGCGGUGACGUUAUGCGUCUGCAUAUCAAGGUCGAUCCCGAGACACAAGUCAUCAGUGAUGUUCGGUUCAAGACAUUCGGCUGUGGUUCUGCCAUUGCUUCUUCCAGUUACCUUACCGAGCUCGUCCGCGGCAUGACCCUCGAUCAAGCGUCCAAGGUUAAGAACACGGAGAUUGCCAAGGAGCUUUGCCUUCCACCAGUCAAGCUUCACUGCAGCAUGCUUGCCGAGGACGCCAUCAAGUCUGCUAUCAAUAACUACUACAAGAAGAACCCGCAAGUAAAGCCAACAAACCUUGCCGGGACAGGCGCCACUCUGGAGUCUGUUGCUGCUUAGAGGAUUGGUUGAUGCUUGGAUGUAGUACUGUUGUUGGACCGCAAAAGAUUUUGGAUUGAACAGCCGAGCUCGCCAUCAUCCGAAGGAUGGUAGGGCAUUGACUGUGCUGGUGGCCGUUUUAUGCGAAGGUUUUCGUUUUUAGCAUUUGUUCUUGGGUUGCUUGCCGUGUUUAUGAGAUUGGGGUUGGCAACAAAUGUUUUGGCAUGCGUAUGUACAUGUAUGGAGUGUGACGCCCCCUCAUAGCGGAGUACGGCCGGAGUUUGUGGUUUUUGCUGGGGCUUUAUUACCAACGGCAACGGGAAUCUUCUGAUCAUAGCUGGAGUAUGUCUGGAAAUAAGAUCUCUUCAACUCUUGUCCCUGUCUAAUCUUUUGG